This is a messenger RNA of Scaptodrosophila lebanonensis, 6807 nucleotides long. RefSeq lists its product as uncharacterized. The transcript has 13 exons. Gene Ontology annotation, biological process: actin filament organization; calcium-mediated signaling; neuron projection development. Gene Ontology annotation, molecular function: actin filament binding. Gene Ontology annotation, cellular component: postsynaptic density; dendrite; actin cytoskeleton. The coding region runs from base 318 to 5336 and encodes 1672 amino acids. The record is from RefSeq and is a predicted model, not a curated record. NCBI's taxonomy places the organism in Eukaryota, Metazoa, Arthropoda, Insecta, Diptera, Drosophilidae.
AGCCGCGCAAGAAAUCCAUCGAUCUCAUUGAGGAUGCCGCGCCCACCACCUGCUCAACGCCCUCCUCCUGCGCCUCGCCCACUUCCUCACUGAGCACGCACAGCGCCUACUUGCAGGCGGCGAAGCGGGGAUCAAUUGACAGCCUGGGCGGCGGAAGCUCGGGUCCUGGGACCACCCACAUCACUGGGAACGGACUGAGCGGCAGCACCAAUUCGGCCGCCUCACCUUCGCCAGUGGCCAGCGCCUCGUCCGGCCCGUCAUCGCCAGUCCACACCGAGGAUGAGAAGCAGGAGAACGAGUCGACUGAGAAAUCGGAAAUGGAGCACUACUAUAAUAGCAUGCCGCGACGUCGGCGCAGCGAAAAUGAAGGUCGAACCAGCAAAACAGAGGAGCAACAACAUUCCAUCACGUCGCCGCAGCGCGUCGUAGCCAACAAGCGUAGCAGCAUUACUGUCAAUAUGCCAGCCGCUGGACUCGGACAGCGUCCACCCAGCAUUAUCUCGACGACGAGCAAUGAUGAGGGUGGCUUUAACGAGCCUUGUCCAGAGCUGAAGGCAAAACUGCAGCCUGCCGAGCAGCCACACAGUCUCAAUUAUGUUGAUGUGGGCUAUCGUCUCAAUCCGGACGGUAGCGAGGCUCGAGAGGUUUACGGCUCUGAGGCGGAACUCUAUGAUACGGCCAAGGUUGCAGAUAUGCAGCGCAAAUUUCAUGGCGCCAAUGGCUUCGGUCAGGAGUCCAGCACAGUCUAUGCGAUCAUCAAGCCAGAGCUGCAGGAGCCGGCGGCACGCACGAUUCUGCAAUCGCCUACAGCCAAGGCGGGUGAGGCCAGUGAUGGCUCCCCAUUGCAUCGCACUGUUUACAACUCGCCGCCAGUGGGUGUGGUCUCGCCAAUAAGACGACGCAAUAGCCAUCAUAGCGAGCACAACAAUAGCAAUGCUGGCAGUGCGAAGUCCACUCCACCCAUGUCACCCGCACGGACCAUUAUGGGUAAGGGCAUUGCGCCCAUCGCCUCCAUUGAUGCACACGAAGAGGAGGAGGGCUUGGAUGAGGAUGAGGACGAUGUGCAGUUGGCGGUGGAGUAUGUGGAAGCGGUGAACGAAUGUGCUCCUGUCCUGCCAGAACGGCGCUCCAUGCAGGCGCAUGCCUUGGAGCUGCAGGACUUGGAGUAUGCCGACACCAGUGCUGGCGAGGAUGAAGAUGAUAUGAUGCAGCAUUUAAAAUACGGCGAACUCGACGCACAGCUCAUUGACGAUGUGGUUGAUGAGGUGCUCAAGGUGCAGGCAACCCCUGCAGUUGUAGCUCCUGCUCCUGCUCCUGCUCCCGCUCCUGCUGCUACAAAUAUGCCGCGAGAUGACAGCCUGCCGGACGCCAUGACCGCCGCCGAGGCGGAGCGAUUGUUGAGCUCAAGUAUUUUGGAGAACAAAAUCAGGCAACAGUCGCUGCUGUCGGACGAGCAGGCUAAGGAAGUCGAGCAAAUACUCAACGCAGCGCCCGGUGUGGGCGUGGCAGUUGCUGCCGUUGUUGCCACAGCAACAUCGCCGACCAGCAUCAAGAAUCUCAUUGAAGAUUUGCCAGCGCAAUCAGCGGAGAGGGCCAAGGGAGAGCCCGCAAAAGAAGCCCAGCAGGAAAUACAAAUUGCAGCUGCUGCAAUUGCUGUUGUUCAAGAAGAAGACGACGAAGACGGAGACGACAACGGAGACGACGUAAUUGGGGAAAAGGAGCAGCUGAAAGAGGAGCAGCGCCAACACGCAGAGCGCGACGAAGACAACGAUGACGAUGAUGACGAUGAGGAUGAUGACGAUGUUGAAGCUGUGGACAUUGUAGGCAUUGGACACGCUUCUUCAUCUUCACCUGCCAUUGGCUCAAAUUCUGUUGCAUUGAAUGCCGCCUUUGUCAAAGCGGACAGCACGGAAACCGAUACAACAACAACCACAACGACAACAACGCCAUCAACAGCGACUGCAACAACAAACAACACCCGCCACGACGAUGAUGAGCCGGAAUGGCUGCGUGAUGUGCUAGAGGCGCCCAAGCGUAGUCUAGAGAAUCUUCUAAUUAGCACAACCCCAACACCAGGAGCAUCACCAGCAACACCAGCAACAACUACCACAAAAAGUCAACGGAUUCCGCUGGAAGAGGAACUUGAGGAGACCUACGAGCUAGGCGGCAAACAUUCCGAUUUAAAUCAAACCUACAUCACUGGCAACGAAUCGCUGCACGAGUCCAUUGUAUCCGUGGAGUCCACACAAUCGGAUGCCACCUUUAAUCAGACCACAACCAUCGAUGAUAGCAUCAUCUCCAGCAAGCACAACUCCACCUACUCGUUAGCUGACGUCGAACCGGCCACAAACUCGACCUUCUUGACUGGAAGUGGUGGCGCAACCGAACUCGACGACAGCCAGUACUACAUACCCGAAUACCCGCCGGUGCGCAGCAAGGAGGUGCUUGUGGAGGCGGGCGUACAUUACUUCGAGGAUGGCAACUUUUGGAUGGAAGUGCCAGGUCUGUUAGACUUCGAUGACGACGAUUGCUCCUAUCCGCCCAUAACUGUGCGCAAGAACCCCAAGGUGCGCUUUAGCUCCGGACCCAUACACGUCUAUUCCACAUUCUCGGUCACCGACUACGAUCGCCGCAAUGAAGAUGUCGACCCUGUGGCAGCCUCGGCUGAAUACGAGCUCGAGAAGCGCGUCGAGAAGAUGCAUGUCUUCCCCGUGGAAUUGAUGAAAGGUCCUGAAGGUUUGGGUCUCAGUAUUAUUGGCAUGGGCGUUGGCGCCGAUGCAGGUCUUGAGAAAUUAGGCAUCUUCGUGAAAACAAUUACCGAUAACGGCGCAGCAGCGCGUGACGGUCGCAUACAGGUGAACGAUCAGAUCAUCGAAGUAGAUAGCAAAAGUCUGGUAGGUGUGACACAAGCCUACGCAGCAUCCGUAUUGCGCAACACAUCCGGUCUAGUCAAAUUCCAAAUCGGACGCGAACGCGAUCCCGAGAACUCGGAGGUAGCGCAGCUCAUACGACUGAGCUUGCAAGCCGAUCGUGAGAAAGAAGAGCGCCUAAAGCGCCAACAAGAGGAGUACUUGAGACGAACCCUCGACUAUUCCGAAGACUCCACACAGCCCGUCUCUGCUAAUUCGAGUGUUUGCGAAGGUCCCUCCAGUCCCGUGCAGGUCGAACAUCCCAUGGAGGUGGAGGCUACGCACUCACAGGAGGUAGAGUCGCUUAAGCGACUGCUACAGGAGCAUAAAGCGCUGGUCAAACUAGAGACAACUGGCAAUGAGAACGAGUUGCUCAGCGAGCGUUUGCGCCAGAGCGAGCGAGAGCUCGGCAACAUCAAGAAGGAGGCUGCGAAUCUGCAGAACAUGCUGCAGCAGUCCCAGGCCCAGUACAUGGCCUUGGACAAGAAGUACAACAAGGCGAAGCGUCUGGUGCGCGAGUAUCAGCAACGGGAGCUGGACAUGUGCCAUCGCGAGGAGUUCUAUCAGCAGCUGCUGCAGGAAAAGGAUACCGAGUACAAUGCCCUGGUGAAGAAGCUGAAGGAUCGCGUCAUCAAUCUGGAGCAUGAGCUGCAGGAGACGCAGCGCAAGGCCGGCUUCCCAGUCGGCCUGCCCUAUGACAGUGCCACGCUGAAAUUGACGCCACAAAUGCUGCGGAAGACGCCGCCGAAACCGCUCUUUCAUAAACUGGAAACAGAGCUAUCCGACACGGAAAUAUCGGAUCUGUCGCCAGAUGGCGAUGGCGUCAAGACGGCCACCGUGGAGCGCAAGGUGCCAGUAAAGGAUGAGCUGGAUGCGGCCGUGCCACAGCACGAGCUGCUGGACAACUCUGUAAACAAGACGAAAAUCGAACUGGCCUCCCGUGGUGGUUUAGCCAAUCGCCAGCUGCCGUCCGCCAAUGGCUCCAAUGGCGCCGCGAAUGGCAACGGCAAUGGCAGCGAACUCAGCCAGCAACUGGCCAACGGAAGUCUGGCUAAACGGAGUCGCAGCAACAGUCGAAGCUCGGAUUGCACGCUGGACGACAGCGAUGAGGAGGACUCGGCCCUGAAUUUGGCAACAUCUGGCGCACAUGACACCAUCAGCCUGUCGAACGGCAAUUCGCAUCUGUUGGCCAACGUUAACAAUUUGCUGCAGCACCAUCCGCCAGCCUCCAAUACGCCCAUAGGGGGUGCAGUUGUUACUCCCACGAACGGGCAUUUGGGGACCACGACCGCCAUUCUCUUGAACUCCACAUCGUCGGCUUCGUCCAGCUCGUCAAAUCAGUCGACGGCACGUGAGGCACAAAUCAACCAGCUGUAUGCGCAGGUCCACAAGGAUCCGAGUAAGCAGCAGCAGCAGCAACAACAACAACAGCCGCAGCAACAACCACAACAGGCCGCAGUCAGCAAUUUGCCGAGCAUCUUUAAGAACGUGCUCGGCUCACCGGCAGACAAUGGCGGCCUGAACGACUUCCACCGGGGCAGCAUGACAACCUUCGGCACUGGCGCGGCCAGCAGCAGCAAUCGAGAUCUGAACAGCAGCUAUGACUCCAUACUGGGCUCCAAUGACAAGUUGUCGGAGAACGAGCAGGCCGAGAACUGGAUGUAUCCGAGUAGGCGACGAGUGGCGCCCAAUGGCAGUAAACUGCCUUCGUCCACAUUCACCGAACAACUCAGUCAGGCACUGUCCGAUCGUGAGAGGCGCCUGGGCGAUGGAUCCUCGCGGCAUUCCAGCGACGAUUAUACGGAGAUCAACAAAAGUCAAAGUGUGGCGGCGAUCAAUUGCAAGACGUUGAUCAAUGAGAUUCGUCAGGCGGUGAAUGAAGCGCAGCCAAAAGUUAAACAAGUCGUACCACAAUCACUCUCUCCGCCCGGCACAGUGCCAUGGCAACAGCAGCAUCAACAGCAGCAGCAGCAGCAACAAUCGGCGCAUGCUACCGGCCCCCCAUCGCCCACCAGCAUGUCCUCGGGCUGCUCAUCGCCCGGCUACUCGCCGAGUCGCACCCUCGAUCUAUCCGGUUCGAGUUCGAGUUUCUCGGAUCGCAAAGCGGCCGCCGGCUACAACUAUAAGGGAGGUCCCGUGCACGAAUGGAGCAAGGAGCAGGUUGGACACUGGUUGAUGGGCAUUGAAUUGGAGCGCUAUAUACCAGUCUUUAAGGAGCACAACGUUGAGGGUGGCGCCUUGCUCACGCUCGACUCGAAGGACUUCAAGACUUUGGGCGUGUCGGGAGAUGAUAAGCAUCGCUUGAAGAAGCGUUUGAAAGACUUGAAGGCCAGCAUCGAGAAGGAGCGCAAGGAUAUGGAGAGAGAGAGACGCGAACGGGAGAAGGCCAUACGCAAGGCCGAGAAGAAGGCGGCCAAAAAAAAGUAGUUGAAUUUUAGUCCAUAAGUAACAAAGUAGCCAAAAACCAAAAGCAUACAAAGUAAUAGUAUAUGUAUACAUAGCACACGUAUAUAUACCUACAUAUAUAGAUAUAUCGUAUGACAGUUAUAUAUAAACUAUAUAUAUAUAUAUAUAUACAUAACGUCUAGUUUAAUGCAUGAUGAAGAAAAAGGAAUAACAAAACCAAGCAUAAUUUAUUUGUACAACAACAACAACAACAACAACACAUCUAUUAUACAUACGUACUACAUUUUAACUUAUUGAACCUAAUGGAAUUUAGUCGUAAUUAUUCUAAAACAAGGAGUACGAGAUGGAAACAGGAGAGCAGUGAGCAUUGGCAAUGAGCAAUGGGGGCGUAGUUCGGGGCUACCAAAAGAGUAGCGUAGAUGUGAGGAACAGACAGACAGACACAAACACACACACACACACACACACAGUAACAAGAAGCUAUACUAUAAUCACAAAACUAACAACGUUGGACUGACUGAUUUUUAUGAUUAAUUUUAAAGGGUAUCCACGAAUUCUUACGCGCCUCUCCCUCCUUUCGUUCAUCUUCCCUGUUCUUAUUUGUCUUUUCAAACCAAAUUAAACACUACGAGCAAACGAAAAUUGUAUAACACUUAAGGAAUUCGCUGAACAGACUUGAACAGUAUAACAAACUGCUUCAAAGAAUUUAUUAUAUUACGGAAAGGGAAAGAAAAAUAUAAAUGUAUUAAAUUUAUAUUAACAUGAUUAGUUUAAGCGAUAACAGCGAAAGCAAACAAAGCAUAAGAUAAACGCAAACGUCUUUCUUUCAAUCUAGUAACGCAUAAUUAUUAAUACUAUACAUACUAUAUAUACAAAUCUACUGUGUAAUUUAAAUAUAGCUCAUAUUCUCGUAUUCGUAUUCUAUUAUAGUAGUUAUAGCAGCGAUUGUAUUGUAUUGUAUUUGUAUUUGUCAAGGCAUAUAUUGUAUGGAAAGUGUGUGCGUGAGUGUGCGUUUACUUUUAUGAACAUGAAUAUUAUUAUUACUAUUAACUAUUACACUACCCCAAGCUAAAGUAUUGUAUGCUAUUCUAUUCUGUGUGUACUGUGUCGUCUGAAAGUCAUUCUAAGUACUUAAGUAGCGCGCUGAUUUUAGAAUUUGGCAUUUUCCUGAAAACUGUUCUCCUUGUUCUCCAUCCAGCUAUCAAGUUAUCAGACGUAAUAAUUGAGAGCACUUGGAGCAGAUUGUAAUUUGAAACACCCUCUUGAUGCAACUGAUUUGCCUGAACAGUUUGCAGUUUCCGGAAAAUUGAAGCAACUAUAUUUUGUAAGCGACAUCUGUUUCUUAAAUUACCUUAUCUUUUGAGUUCUGUAUAAUUGUGUAUAGUUAUAUGUUUUACUGUGUUCUCGUAUACUUUUAUAAUUUGAACCUUGUAUUUGUGUUUGUCUACCUAGUUUUAUUUACUCUAGACUUCAAAAUCAAAUUUCUGAAAUG